Molecule: messenger RNA, 1551 nt
Organism: Lactuca virosa
Lineage: Eukaryota; Viridiplantae; Streptophyta; Magnoliopsida; Asterales; Asteraceae
Source: the annotation of a GenBank genome assembly
AUGCCGAUUCAACUACCACCCCAACCAGUACCUCCAACUCCGUACGCCGACGGUUCUCACUGGCGGCUCAGCCGGAGAUUCACCAAUUUCAUCCUGCAGAUUCACCAAUUGCAUCUUGUUUGUUUAAGAUCAACAAUGAGUUUGAACCUAACUGUGAUAGGACACCCUCUGUCUACUGCAUUCACUAAAGGUACACGUGUCAUCCCUCAAGUUCUGCUAGAAUUUUGGUACACGUGUAGAGUAGAGGGUAGUGCGGGGGACAUUGUGAAUGAUGGGGAAAACACGGUUAGAAUUACUCUCGAUUAUCUCAGAAAAAUUCUUAGGCUAUCUAUCCUACCAAAAUAUGAUCUAGAAGUCUCAAAAUCUCAAGCAAGUACAAGAUCACAUUCUGAGUUAGGCAAGUCAAAGGAUGAUGAUAAUGACAAAAAGGGGGAGAGCACAAAGAGAAGAAGAGAAUCAGAUGAUGAUCCUGAAGAAGGAGAAACUUGUUAUAAAAGGUACAAGAGAAGAAAGUGGAAGAUUAUAGAUGAUGCAUCAAACUUACAACUUGUUCAGAUUCAACCACCAGAUCCUACAAAAGAAGCCAUUUCACUUGAAACACCCCAAAUUGUGGUGAAUCAAGAUAUCAAAAAUAAAGCUAUCAAGAAUAAAUAUCCCUUGGAUCCCCAUAAAUGUAACCAGUGUGAGAGAAUUGAUAGAACUAUUGUUCAUUGCACCAAGUGUAAAAUAACGUUCUAUUGUAUCCUGUGCCUCAAGCAAUGGUAUCGUUACUUGUUGGAAGAAAAAAUAUUAGAAGCUUGCCCAUUUUGUUGUGGAAACUGCAAUUGCAACUCGUGUUUACAGAAAAACAUUGAGAUGCCAAACAUAGACUGGAAGGGUGAUGUGAAGUUGCAGCAUCUUAACUAUCUCAUCAACUUACUACUUCCGUUUGUAAAAGAAAUUCGUGAAGAACAAGAGGUGGAGAUAGUCGUGGAAGCGGGUGCUUGUGAAGAGAUACCAAACUCUUCAGUGGAAAUAGAGCGCUGCCUCGGGAGUAAAAGAGAUGGUAAUAUUAUUGAGUGUAGAGGAUACAGAGGAGAUACAAGGGAAACAGUUGGUGCUCUCUGGGACGUAUUUCGUAGAGAAGAUGUUAAAUCCUUAGAGAAGUAUCUAUUGAAGCAUUCAAAAGAAUUUCACAAGGGUUUUUCUGUUGUGAAAAAUUGUAAUCCUAUUCACGAUCAAACAUUUUACUUGACAUUGAAGCAUAAAAGGAAGCUAAAAGAUGAAUAUGGCAAUUUAAGCACGAUGUCAACUGAUGAGAAUAUCGAGAUAUGGAAGAUGAAGAAGCUUAUAAAAGCACUUGAAUCUGCAAGAGGCAACGGAAGCAACAUGAUUUCUCUUAUAAUCCCUCCAUGUGAUCAAAUUUCACGAGUCACCAAGAUGCUUAGUGAUGAAUUUGGAACUGCUUCCAACAUUAAGAGCAGGGUGAAUCGUCAGUCUGUAUUAGGUGAUACAACAUCUGCCCAACAGAGGCUCAAGCUCUACAACAAGUUACAUCCAAAUUUUUCUUAG